This is a messenger RNA of Scomber japonicus (chub mackerel), 1371 nucleotides long. Its product is annotated as E3 ubiquitin-protein ligase TRIM63-like. The record is from RefSeq and is a predicted model, not a curated record. Gene Ontology annotation, molecular function: zinc ion binding. Bases 10 to 1248 code for a protein of 412 amino acids. The transcript has 10 exons. Lineage: Eukaryota; Metazoa; Chordata; Actinopteri; Scombriformes; Scombridae.
CUCAGCAGCAUGGAGAGUCUGGAGAAGCAGCUGAUCUGUCCCAUCUGUCUGGAGGUCUUCACCAAGCCGGUGGUGAUCCUGCCCUGCCAGCACAACCUCUGCAGGAAGUGUGCCAACGACGUCUUCCAGGCAGCCAAUCCCUACCUGGUGACCAGAGGCACCACGGUGACGUCAGGUGGUCGUUUCCGCUGCCCGUCCUGCCGCCAUGAGGUCGUUCUGGAUCGACACGGCGUUUACGGUCUGCAGAGGAACCUGCUGGUGGAGAACAUCAUCGACAUGUACAAGCAGGGUUCCACCAGCAGUAAACCGGCUCCGGAGGUGAAGGUGGAGCCGAUGUGUGACGAGCACGAAGGCGAGAAGAUCAACAUCUACUGCGUCACCUGCAGCGUUCCCACCUGUUCGCUCUGUAAAGUGUUUGGAGCGCACAAGGACUGCGAGGUCGCCCCGCUGGAGAGCGUCUUCAGCAAGCAGAAGGCGGAGCUGACGGACUGCAUCUCGAUGUUGGUCGGAAACAACGAACGAAUCCAGGCGAUCAUCAGUCAGCUGGAGGAGACCUGCAGAGCCGUGGACGAGAACGGGCGCAGACAGAAGUCGAACGUGUGCGAGCGGUUCGAUUACCUGUUCGCGCUGCUGGAGGAGCGUAAAGGUGAACUGACGCUGCGGAUCAACGCGGAGCAGCAGGAGAAGCUGGACUACAUCCAGGGUCUGAGCCGCAGGUACAGCCAGCACCUGGAGGACGCCGCCAAGCUGCUGGAGACCGCCAUCCAAACCAUGGACGAGUCCGAGAUGGCCGUGUUCCUGCAGACGGCCAAACCGCUGCUGCAGAAGUUAGCCGAGGGAACCGACACGUCUCGUCUGGAGAAGAUUCAGCCGGGUUACGAGAACAUGGAACACUUCACAGCCAACUUUGAGCCGCAGCGGAAAGCGCUGAGCAGCGUCGACUUCAUCAAACCUGAUGAAGACGAUGAUGAUGAGGAGGAUGAAGAUGCUGAGGUCAGAGGAGUGACAGCAGGAGGAGCAGCAGCACUUCCAGCCAGUCAGCAGCCUCCUCCUCCUCCCCCCACCCCCCCCACGCAGACGAAGAGCCCCACCCCUCCCCACACCUCCACCUCCACCUCCACACUGGCCCCGCCCCCUCUGCCCCUCCCUACCGCCAGCCCCUCCCCUCAGUCUGACCAGCAGAACGACUCGGAGGACAAAGAUGGACCCAAACACGUCUUCUCCUUCAGUUGGCUCAACCAGAAGUGACUUUUUUUUUUUUACAUUCUCACAUUCUUUUCUUUUUUAGUCCAAACUGCAGAUUAUUGUUCUUGUUUUAAAAAGCUAAAAGACUUUUUUCUUCCGUCAGUCUGAAUUUGUCAGAACUGAAAU